CAAGUCCUCACUAGUACUUUCAAAUAGGUUUAUGUUAAAGACUGUAGGCGGGAUGCGGUUGCAUCAAUGUUUAGUUGUCAUCUGUUUACUCACACCUUUAUGCUUGGGACAAAGGUUAUUUGAAAAACGUGGAGCAAUCUCCCAGACCAUUUGGGAACAGUCUCUUCAGAUCCAGACCACACAGCAUAGUGUGACAGACUGUUCUUUAAGCUGCAAAAAGACGAAAGGUUGCAAUGCAUACAAAUAUGAUUCUGAUUCAAACAUCUGCUAUGCUGCUCAAGUUGAGCUGGCUGGCCUUGAAGUUGUUGACAAUAAAGUAGCUGUAUCUGUCUUCAUGGAAUCUGAACUGUACUAUAAG
Molecule: messenger RNA, 358 nt
Organism: Eurytemora carolleeae
Lineage: Eukaryota; Metazoa; Arthropoda; Copepoda; Calanoida; Temoridae
Exons: 5
Source: RefSeq, a predicted model, not a curated record